AUGGACGAUCCAGUGACGGAGAUCCCAGGUGUGAUCCACGCCUUAACUCAGUCCCGCCCGUCCGUCCAGCGAGAAACAAUCGAGAAAUAUUUCACCCAAGACGCCACCUUCAUCCAUCCAUUCUGCCGAACCCCCCGGUUGCAAGACUCCCGAUGGAUAAUCCUAGCGAUCUACCGCUGGUACAAGGUGCUCUCCCCGCGCAUCGACCUCUCAAUCCAAUCCGUCGGCUACGACGCCCCGAACCUCCGCCUCUACGUGACGGUCCACCAGAUCUUCCGCCUAUGGUUCGUCCCGUUCUACAAGGCGCCGGUGACGUUGGUGACGGUGCUCGAUCUGGCGAAGGUGGAGAAGAAGUAUCGUAUCCAGCAGCAGGAGGACCUGUAUCAGACGGACAAGUUCAUAAGCUUCGUACCACUUUUUCCGGGGGGGUCGCUGGUCGUGAUGGCUUGUCAGUAUUUCGCGGCGCUGUUUUGCGUGGUUGGGGCGAUGGUGCUGCGGCCGUUUACUUGGCUGGCGGAGAAUCGAUAUCCGGGGGGCUGGAAGGGUGUCGCUCUGGAGUGA
Eremomyces bilateralis CBS 781.70 is the source of this 561-nucleotide messenger RNA. RefSeq lists its product as uncharacterized. The coding region runs from base 1 to 561 and encodes 186 amino acids. Lineage: Eukaryota; Fungi; Ascomycota; Dothideomycetes; Eremomycetales; Eremomycetaceae. The transcript is spliced from 3 exons. The record is from RefSeq and is a predicted model, not a curated record.